Molecule: messenger RNA, 735 nt
Organism: Phaedon cochleariae (mustard beetle)
Lineage: Eukaryota; Metazoa; Arthropoda; Insecta; Coleoptera; Chrysomelidae
Source: the annotation of a GenBank genome assembly
AUGAUGGAGGAGGAUAACGGCAACAUAGCAGGAUUACUGAAACCCACUUCUAGUAGCAACGAAGAUUUGAGCGAAUAUACCGAUGCUGACGAAAGUAUAUCGGCACCCACCGAAUUUCUAGCAGAGUUCCUAUCGGCAUUGAUGCUGAAGGACUAUGCAACAUCCUUGAAAUAUUGCAAAUUGAUUCUGCAAUACGAACCGAACAAUGCCACUGCAAAGGAAUUCUACCCACUCAUCCUGGAAAAGCUCCAGCACACGAAUGAUGGAGGAAGUAGUAAUGAUAACGAAAGCGAAGAAGACGUUAGUGAAUGCAGCUCCAGUUGCAGCGGAGAUACAGAAAAUAGCAGUUCAGAAGAAAGCAGUGAAGUGCAAGAGGAAGACGAAGACGGGGUGGAGGUGUGCCAGAGCGGCGGCGACAAGCAAUCCAAAGGCUCUUCGGAAGGAGACGGGACCACGGGCAGCUACUCGAGUCUGGAGGACGACGAGGCCGAAGGAGUGGACCAGCUGGCAGCGCUGGUGGCUCGAUACCAGAUCGACAAUGUCAAUCUCGGAAACGGAAACAAGAUAUACAAUACUGACCUGCCCUCUUCUGUGAAUCUCCAAACCAAAACGGCAGCCGCCAAGAGUCACCAGUCCCCCUUCGCGACUGGCUCAGAUUCUGAGUCCCCCACUGAGCCGAUUACUCAGCAGACAAUUGCCAUGCUCAGGGCCCGAGUCGUGCCAAACAACAUGUAA